Crotalus tigris (Tiger rattlesnake) is the source of this 2677-nucleotide messenger RNA. RefSeq names its product sodium voltage-gated channel beta subunit 2 (gene SCN2B). Bases 651 to 1277 code for a protein of 208 amino acids. NCBI's taxonomy places the organism in Eukaryota, Metazoa, Chordata, Lepidosauria, Squamata, Viperidae. Gene Ontology annotation, cellular component: membrane. The record is from RefSeq and is a predicted model, not a curated record. The transcript is spliced from 4 exons.
CCCUCCGCCAGAGCCUUGGCAGACACCCCGCUGCAACCUCUUGUUUCACGUCUCCACCCGCUCAAAUUUGCUAGCAGGAGCAACGGCGCUCGCGGCUGCUUUUGAACUGGAAGCGCGGCGCAAAGGGGCUCGGGGCUUUUUCUCGGUGUGCGCGAGAAAUUACACCCACCACUCUUUCCAUGGUAACCGUAGGAGCCGCUACUUGGAGGUGGCUACUGUAUAAUCCUUGGGUUAUAUGCAAUGGUUCCAGAAGAGGGGAAGGGGGCCAACGCGCUGACCCCAGCCCCAGGAGCUGCGACGUUUCCCGCCUGCCCUUCUCCGGGAAUCAGCAAUUGAGCCAGAAGAGCUGCGGUCCGCGGGAGGAUCGCGUCGAGGACCAACCCCACGCUUGUUCUUAGCCACAGCCCUUUCCCGCCCUCCCGAAUCCUUCUUUGCUAUCCAUCAACCAAAGAAUUUUUCUGUCCCCCGAUUUUUGGCAGUGGCGGCGGCGGCGGCGGCGGCAACAGUGGCCGCCGCCCCUCCAGCCGGCCAUCUUGGAGCCAAACCCCGCCGCUGCCCAAGGACGAUGAGUGCUCCGGACGGACGGACGGACGGGCACUUGACCUUCGCCCUAUCCAGCUGCUGAGCCCCGCGCCCUGCCGUCCUUGAGGAUGAGCUCCGCAAACCCGGCGCUGCGGCUGCUGCUGCUCUUCCCGCUGGUGCUGAACACGCUGGGCAUGGAGCUGAUGGCCCCAGCCACUGUCUAUGCUCUGAAUGGCUCUUCCAUCCGGCUCAGCUGCACUUUCAAUUCCUGCUACCAGGUAGACAAGAAGCAGUUCUCACUGAACUGGACCUAUCAAACCUGCCAGAACUGCACCGAAGAGAUGUUCCUGCAGUUUAAGCUGAAAGUGGUUCCUGUGGAGCUGAAGCGUUUUGAGGAUCGUGUGGAGUUUACAGGGAACCCCAGGAAGAAUGAUGUGUCUUUCACCCUCCAUAACGUGCAGCUGGAGGAUGCAGGGCUGUACAACUGCUACGUGAUGAACCCGCCUGACCGACAAAAGGGCCAUGGCCAGAUCAGCCUCAAAGUCCUCACAGAAGAGCCCCCAGAACGGGACUCCACUGUGGCUGUGAUCGUGGGGGCCACUGUGGGGGGCUUCCUUGCUGUGGUGAUCCUCGCCUUGGUCAUUGUUAAGUGUGUCCGGCGCAAGAAGCAGCAGAGGCUCAACACGGAUGACCAGAAGACUGAAGAAGAGGGCAAGACAGAUGGGGAAGGGAACCCAGAGGAAGGCAUGAAGUAGGGGCACUCUCCCCCCAGGCUGGUCUCCCUGCUCCUCCUUGUCCCUGGCCACUUCUCCCACGGACUUUCUCAAAAGCAAAGAGCUCCACCCAACAUCUCAGAAAGACCCGGGUACUUUCUCCCUCCUCACCAGGGUGCUCUUGGACCAGAGCACAGCAGGGACUGGCGGCUAGCAGUGGGUUUUUAUGGGGGGGGGACUUUGCUGAAAUUGGAAACUGCCUGGGAUGAAUCUGUAUUCCUGUCCCAGACAGGUGGCUCCUCCAUUUGGACAGAAGAGGCCCUGCUUUAUGUCCCUGGCAAGAAGGCCUACCCCACCCUCCACCCUGCUGCUGCUGCCUUCAUGGCAAGUCUUGGGGAGGUGAAAGCUUGUUUCCUUUCCUCAUGGAGCACUGGGUUCCCUGCUGGAAGGGGCCUGAGAGGAGGCAGCUGGCUUAGGAGCCGAUGGGGUGAGGGCUCACAGCUGGAGGGGGGAGAAACUUCCAAAGCAGAAACUGCCAUUUCUCACUUCCCACCUUGAAUGCCAAGCACAACUCGCCACUGCCAAGAGAAUUCACUGCCUGCCAUGGGCCAGCAGCCAUCUCUCUUGCAGGACAGCACUGUGCCCCCCCAUCUUGCAAACCCACUGCUGGAUUGUUUGGAAGGAGUGCUGUUGACCCUCGCACCCUUCUCAUGAAAAACCCUGAAGGUUUUCUGCCUGGCAUAAGCAGGAGAUGUGUGCAAGUGCACAUGUAUGAUCUGAGGGGGAAGGAAGGAAGGAAGGAAGGAAGGAAGGAAGGAAGGAAGGAAGGAAGGAAGGAAGGAAGGAAGGAAGGAAGGUUGGUUGGUUGUUUGGGGCUUAAUAGAAGAAUUUCCACCUGGACCCACUGCAGCCAACUGGUCUUUGCUUUCUCUGCUUACAUCUUUCCUGCUAGUUAGAGCCUCAAAGCAAGAAUGGCCCUGGAGGCCUCCAUCCCCCCCCCCCAUUUCCGCUGCUGGGAUUCUCCACUCAGCAACCCCUGAACAAGCUCUGGGAAGGUGGCUCCUUUCCUAGGAUGCUCCCUGGGGGGUGAGAGCAAGUGAUUCCCCGGUUGGCUUCUGACUGUGCUGAUGUCUUUGGCUCUGCUGCUUCUCCCUGGAAUUGCACUUUGCUGUCUGUUGAUUGCAAAUCAUCCCCCUCAACCCCCCCCCUCAUGUUCCCAACACCUGCCCUCUGCUGAGAUGGAUUAUGCAACCUUUCUGUCCUUAUUUUGCAAAAUCUGCCAUUCAGUUUGAUAAGUCUCAACCUGAAAAGUUUUCAUCACUCUUUUUGUAACUGCAGAAUUGAGGUGACCUCCAUUUGCAUGGACAUCAAUAUUUCUUAUCCUGGGUCUGCUCAGGAAGUCCAACAGUCACCUGAAAUAAAGCAGAGCUUGCCUCUCAACA